This is a messenger RNA of Hypomesus transpacificus, 4161 nucleotides long. RefSeq names its product RAB23, member RAS oncogene family (gene rab23). The coding region runs from base 608 to 1315 and encodes 235 amino acids. Gene Ontology annotation, molecular function: GTP binding; GTPase activity. The record is from RefSeq and is a predicted model, not a curated record. The transcript has 7 exons. Lineage: Eukaryota; Metazoa; Chordata; Actinopteri; Osmeriformes; Osmeridae.
AAGCUAACUAGCGCUACGUUUGUAGCAACCGAAAGAAGGGUUUUCUAUUUUGGCUACUAGGCAACAUCGCAAAGGCCACAAACAUGUAUUUAUGUUCUUCAAUUGCCAAUGCUGGAAUUGCUCCUCCCUGCGUUGAGUUGUUGCUAUUCUUUUACUUUUAGAUAGAUACUAGUAGUCGAUAAUAUUAUUAUAGUUAAUGCUCCUUAUCAACUCGUCAUUCAAGUUGGACGCUGUCUCUGCUGCACUUAGGAGUAUCACCUCUGCUCAGCUGAAGGUAGCUAGGCCGGGCAAUCGGUCUACUCCGACGACGGUGCUGGCUACAGUCGUGGCAUUUAACGCAACGUUAACUAUAAUAGCCACUUGGUUUUCAGACAGCGUACGGUAGCUGGCUUCGACCACCGACAAAGAGUGACAUUGCUGUUUUAGCUGGCGCUAACGCUGCUUGCUAUUUAGCGUACAUCUUUUCAGAGGAAGACUUCGGAGGGAGAUAUGUAACUUGAUGCAGUACCAGGUGCCAUCCGGCGAUCCAGCUUACGUCCUAUCGAAGUGACCCGGGCCAAGCGGGUCGUGCGAGAGCGGGCUGAGGGAGCAGGCGCGCGGAGCAGCCAUGUUGGAGGAGGACAUGGAGGUGGCCAUCAAGGUGGUGGUGGUGGGGAACGGCGCCGUGGGCAAGUCCAGCAUGAUUCAGCGCUACUGCAAAGGCAUCUUCACCCGCGACUACAAGAAGACCAUCGGCGUGGACUUCCUGGAGAGACAAAUACUGGUGAACGAUGAGGAGGUGAGGUUGAUGCUGUGGGACACUGCGGGACAGGAGGAGUUUGAUGCCAUCACCAAGGCCUACUACCGCGGAGCCCAGGCGUGUGUGCUGGUGUUCUCCACCACAGACAGGGACUCGUUCCAGGCCAUCGGCAGCUGGAGGGAGAAGGUGGAGAUGGAGGUGGGGGUCAUCCCCACGGUCCUGGUGCAGAACAAGAUCGACCUGCUGGACGAGACCGUCAUCAAGAACGAGGAGGCCGAGGCUCUGGCCAAGCGGCUGAAGCUGCGCUUCUACCGGGCGUCUGUGAAGGAGGACCUCAAUGUUACUGAGGUUUUCAAAUACCUAGCAGAUAAAUAUCUUCAGAGACUAAAGCGACAAACGGCAGAGGAACCUGAAGUGGUUCACACGACCAGCAAUAAAAUAGGCGUCUUCAACACCACGAGUGGUCCCCUCUCCAGCCAGAGCUCCAGUAACGGGCGCGAGAUCAUAAGCCUGAGGCCCAACAAGCAGAGGACCAAGAGAAACAAGAACCCGUUUGGCAGCUGCAGCCUGCUGUAGCUCCACCUGCUGCUGGAGGUGAGGCUGCUGUAGCUCCACCUGCUGCUGGAGGUGAGGCUGAAGCCUGGUGUAGCUCCACCUGCUGCUGGAGGUGAGGCUGCAGCCUGCUGUAGCUCCACCUGCUGCUGGAGGUGAGGCUGCUGUAGCUCCACCUGCUGUUGGAGGUGAGGCUGCAGCCUGCUGUAGCUCCACCUGCUGCUGGAGGUGAGGCUGCUGUAGCUCUACCUGCUGCUGGAGGUGAGGCUGCUGUAGCUCCACCUGCUGCUGGAGGUGAGGCUGCUGUAGCUCCACCUGCUGCUGGAGGUGAGGCUGCAGCCUGCUGUAGCUCCACCUGCUGCUGGAGGUGAGGCUGCAGCCUGCUGUCGCCGCCCCGCGCCUCCAAGACUGCCCACGGUGACAGAGUUCCUCUCCUCUCUCCCCCGGUGGGUGGAUGAAUGGAUGGUUAUUCUGUUGAUGGGUCCAGCUUCCCAGGAGGCAGAGGCUGCACUAGAGAGAUGUCACCCCGCGUAACCUGCUCUGACCAGCAGCCGCGUCACACGGCUGAUGGUCGCGGCUGCCUUGAACCUGCACCAGAUCCUGCCCUUUCAACUCCCCCGCCCCCCCCUAGUGGCUGCACCGCAGUAUGACAACCCUACAGCAGCAACCGGAUGGGCCAAGUCCAUGGGAAUGGAGUUCGGCUUUGCCAUGAUUUCCGUUCCCCCCUCACAAACGCUGCAGGGUCAAAGUUACACUCUAAAUCAUUAACUCAACACUUAUGUGUAUGCAUGCAUGGUCAUAUGUGAUUUCUACAGGUUAUCCAUGUGAGUUAACUGUUCAUCUGUGCAAUACUUUUGUUUUGUAACAUUUCUUUGAACCAUAUUUUUCUAACGACUAGGCUAAUAGAAUAUGGUUCAACAUAGACUGUGGAUCAUGGAUAUGAAAAUGAGAUGGGUAAAGUGGUGUUUUCUUUUAAAGGUAUUUUUAUAUGACUCUAAGCAGUGUUUUAACAUUAGUUAUUUUUGUGCCAAAUUGUUAUUAAAUGUCACUUUAUUGUUGUAAGAAAUGACAAUAUUUUUAAGAGACCGCAGUGAUUGGUUUGUAAUAUGGCAACUUCUUAAUAGAAUGUGAUCUUAUAUGACCAAAUAUUACCGGAUAUUCGCACAAAACCCUCUCGACAAGAGGUCUUAUAAAACGUUGAGUGUUUGUGGAGCGCGUGUCAGCAGUGAAAGUUCAAUUUCGUGAAAUACUCGUCUCUGAAUCUCUCUUUGAAACUAGCACAUAUUGUAAAUGCAGAGGUGCGUAUCGUUAAAUGUCAUAGUAGCGGACCCAAUUUUCUUUUUUUUGUCGAUUGAUAACAUUGAAAAGAAACAAAAAUAUUGUUUACAUUUUCGUCCUUGCUGCAUUAGGUCAUACCUUUCAUUUGCUACAGCCUUCAUUGUGGUACGGUGGUCUUUGUAGAGGGAGGGUAUCCCUCGUGCUAAUCUUGGAUAAUAUGUUUUAAUUACGACUUGUGAACACUACAUAUUAUAAAUGUACUAAAAGUAUCUAUUUUAUGUUAAAGGAAAUAUUUUACAUUUCAGAUAUUUGUCUCUCGCAUGAAAGACUCUUUCAUUGUGUCGAGCACACGUCAGAGGUGUCCACGCGCUUCCUCACCGUAGUCUCUGAUCCUACAUGACUGGGUGGGGUAGCUCGUGCCUCGGAGACACAGCUGUUAACAAUCCAGUCAUGAGAUCAGCGGUAUCUCAACGUGAAGGAGGAAAGAGGGGUUUAGAUUCCUGCGGCCCUCGGCCCAGUGCUGGAAUGUGUCAUCGUGGUGCCUGGUCUUAUCGUCUGUCUCACCGCCGUGGUGCCUUGUCUGUCCAGGGCCUCCAGUGUCUGUUCAGAGCUUUGAGGAGAUCUUCAGGCGGAAAAAAAACACAAUGUAUAAUCUGUAAUAGUGGGGAAAGCACUUCAAACUCCACGUGAAAUGUCAGUGGUGUUCUGCCUCCAAUUUUGCAACGUUUGUAUGAAGUAAUUGUGUACGUUCUGGGGAAAUCACCACGUAGAGGGUGAAGUUUCGGACAUGUUGUUGUAGUUUUUUUGCUACUCUAGGUGUUACGGUGUGUUUUGUUGCCUGGGUUUGCUCUUAGCUCUGUACGGAUAAACAGGAGCCCUUCUCUCGUCUCCAUGACAUAUGACACCCCAAGUUGGUUGGUGUUACAACUGUGUAUUUAUCGCCACAGUGUAAUUAGACAACACGGGCCUUAAUCAAUAACCCAAGGGUCCCUGUAUUAAAGGAUCAUCAUUCUACUGUAUACUGGUGCCUGUGUUUGUGUUUGGAUAUCAGUGGUGUAUAGAUAGGUACAUGCAUGCCUAAUGGUAGUUCGUUUUUUUUCUGUGAGUGAAUGAAUGUAGAACCACGAUGCCUUGUCCUGUGUGCUCAGCAGCGCUCGUCUCUGCUCGCCCCGGGCUCCUUGUUGAAAACACUACCGCAAACAGAACGUCAGCCCUUGGUGGUUUAUGUCGUAAAAUAUUAAGUUACUUUGUUCCGCCAAAACGGAUUCAAGGCACUUUAACAAUCAGACAACACAUCGCACGGUGUCUCCUGAAGAAUUUUUUUUUUUUUUUUUACAAUUCAGUGCAGUCUCUUGGGUGUUGAAUGCUUUGCUGUAAAACCCAUUCUGUAACAAUGUUACACGUGCUAGCUACAUGUUGAUUUCGACACAGCGUAGUCUUGCCCUCUUGUUUGCUUGUUGUUUUCAAUCCAUCCUAAAUGUACUUUCCAACCAGCUGGGGGCGUCACAGAGAUCAUAAUACGUGGGGCGUUAUUGGAAACAGUGUUUAAUUGGUGAUUUAUAACAAAAUUAAAAACCUCUUCUUUGAUUGUU